Molecule: messenger RNA, 445 nt
Organism: Contarinia nasturtii (swede midge)
Lineage: Eukaryota; Metazoa; Arthropoda; Insecta; Diptera; Cecidomyiidae
Exons: 3
Coding region: 8-445 (145 amino acids)
Biological process (GO): sensory perception of smell
Molecular function (GO): odorant binding
Source: RefSeq, a predicted model, not a curated record
UAUCAAAAUGAAGAAUUUCGUCGUUUUCAUAGCAAUUUGCUGUAUUAUUGGACUGUCGGAGUCAAUUUCAAAAGAACAAAGAAUGGAAAUGUUUGUGAAAGUGGCAAAAGAGUGUGCGGAGGAAGAAGGUGCAUCGGCCGUUGACGUGGAUGAGCUUGUUGCACACAAAUCAGCAAGUGAAAAAGGUGGAAAAUGUAUUCGAGCUUGCUUAGCGGAGACUGUCGGAAUGAUAAAAGACCAGGUCGAUAUUGAAGGCGUUAGUAAUCUCGCAGCAAUGGCAUUUGAUGGCAAUCCAACGAAAAUACAAGUGGCAAAGAAUUUAGCUAACGAAUGUGCUGAUAUAACAGAUCCAGACCGUUGCGAAGCCGCAGCCAAGAUUAUGGAAUGCGGUCAAAAUGCCGCUAAAAGUCGGGGGCUAAACUUCGAAGAUUUAAAUAAUAAUUAG